This is a messenger RNA of Podarcis muralis (Common wall lizard), 3518 nucleotides long. It is a transcript of the gene PAPSS2, whose product is annotated as 3'-phosphoadenosine 5'-phosphosulfate synthase 2. Gene Ontology annotation, molecular function: ATP binding; sulfate adenylyltransferase (ATP) activity; adenylylsulfate kinase activity. NCBI's taxonomy places the organism in Eukaryota, Metazoa, Chordata, Lepidosauria, Squamata, Lacertidae. The record is from RefSeq and is a predicted model, not a curated record. Gene Ontology annotation, biological process: sulfate assimilation; 3'-phosphoadenosine 5'-phosphosulfate biosynthetic process.
GAGCCGUGGGCUGGAAAGGCGGUCCGGGGAAGUGCUACGUGUCUCCUCGGCCGCUUUUAUACCUACUCCCUUCCCCUCGCAGCUUCUCAGCAGCCCGCGGGAGCCAGCCGCUUGCCUUCCUGCCCGCCACCCCACCCCGUCACUGCUGCCAGGAGCCGAGGGAGCCGCGAAGCCGGCGACAUGUCCGACACCAAGAAGCAAAGGAUGAAUCUCCAUAGGUCCACCAAUGUGGUCUACCAAGCUCACCACGUUAGCAGGAGUAAGAGAGGGCAAGUCGUGGGCUCAAGAGGUGGCUUUCGAGGCUGUACAGUGUGGCUCACAGGUCUUUCUGGUGCUGGCAAGACAACCAUUGGGUUUGCACUUGAAGAGUACCUUGUGUCUCAUGGCAUCCCUUGCUACUCCCUUGAUGGGGAUAACAUUCGUCACGGACUCAAUAAAAACCUUGGCUUCUCUGCUGAUGACCGAGAAGAAAAUAUCCGUCGCAUUGCUGAAGUUGCCAGGCUGUUUGCCGAUGCCGGACUUGUUUGCAUAACAAGUUUCAUUUCUCCAUUCUCAAAGGACCGCCAGAAUGCAAGAAACAUUCAUGAGGCAGCUGGACUUCCUUUCUUUGAAAUCUUUGUAGAUGCUCCCCUGAAUAUCUGUGAGAGCAGGGAUGUGAAAGGCCUUUAUAAAAAAGCACGAGCUGGAGAAAUAAAAGGAUUCACUGGAAUUGACUCAGAUUAUGAGAAACCAGAAGCGCCUGAAAUUGUGCUGAAAACCAACAUAUAUUCUGUCACUGAAUGCAUCCAGCAGAUUGUGGACCUCUUGCAAGAUCAGAACAUUGUUCCGCCAACUGCGAUCAAAGAUGUCCUUGAACUGUUUGUCCCUGAAAAUAAAGUUGAACAAGCUCGGGCUGAAGCCAAUACACUGCCUUCUGUGAAGAUUACCAAGUUGGAUCUGCAGUGGGUUCAAGUCCUAAGUGAAGGUUGGGCCAGCCCAUUGAAAGGGUUUAUGCGGGAGAAAGAAUACUUGCAAGUUAUCCAUUUUGGCACCUUGCUUGAUGGAAGGGGUAGAGUUGAUAUAUCCGAGCUUGAUGGCGUUAUUAACCUGACCAUUCCAAUUGUACUACCAAUAACUGCGGAAGACAAGAAACGCCUGGAAGGAUGCAAUGCGUUUACACUGGAGUACAAUGGGCGGAGGGUGGCCAUACUGCAAAAUCCAGAAUUUUUUGAGCACAGGAAAGAAGAACGUUGCGCACGUGUUUGGGGGACCACAUGUGCGAAGCACCCGCAUGUAAAGAUGGUGAUGGAAAGUGGAGACUGGUUGGCUGGUGGAGACCUCCUUGUAUUAGAGAGAAUUAAGUGGAAUGAUGGGCUGGACCAAUACCGCUUGACUCCCUUGGAGCUGAGGCAGAAGUUCACAGAAAUGAAUGCUGAUGCGGUGUUUGCUUUCCAGCUGCGCAACCCUGUGCACAACGGACAUGCCCUGCUGAUGCAGGAUACCAAACGGCGCCUCCUUGAGAGAGGCUAUAAGCAUCCUGUGCUGCUCUUGCACCCUCUCGGGGGAUGGACCAAGGAUGAUGAUGUGCCUCUUGAGUGGCGCAUGAAGCAGCAUGCUGCAGUGCUGGAGGAGCACGUGCUGGAUCCAAAGUCCACCAUUGUGGCCAUUUUCCCUUCUCCAAUGUUGUAUGCUGGACCAACAGAGGUCCAGUGGCACUGUCGGGCUCGGAUGAUUGCUGGAGCCAAUUUCUACAUUGUGGGUCGAGAUCCGGCUGGUAUGCCUCACCCAGAGACCAAGAAAGAUCUGUACGAGCCCACACAAGGUGGGAAGGUGCUCAGCAUGGCUCCAGGACUGAACUCUGUGGAAAUCAUUCCCUUCCGAGUAGCAGCAUACAGCAUAGUACAAAAGGCGAUGGUCUUCUAUGAUCCGGACAGGCACAAUGAAUUUGACUUCAUUUCUGGCACACGCAUGAGGAAGCUGGCUCGUGAAGGCGAAAACCCCCCUGAAGGAUUCAUGGCGCCGAAAGCUUGGAAAGUGUUAACUGAGUACUACAUGUCACUGGGAAAAAAUAAUUAAUUUUGCUUUUAUCCAAGUGCAUCUUGGUUUUUAAAGAUGGGCUCUUUCAAUUGAUUUAUAUGCUGUUCUACAUCUUCUACUUUGAAUUUUUCUGCUGUUUGUGGGCAUUUUCUUCCCAGCUUUCCCCCCUCUGAAGUUAUUAGGAAAUUUCCUCUUAAUUUCAAAGGAAAGCCAUAGAAGAGAUUUUAUUGUACAUAUAUAUAUAUAUAUAAAGAGAAAGAUUAUGGGAGUCCAAAGCCAUAUACUGAUUUACCACAGCCUUUCGAAAGAGGUUGUCUGAACUGUGCAGAAUUAUGCAGCUGAAAAAUUUGGAGUUAUUUAUCUGUUCUUCUUUGUUGCUUUUAAUUCAUUCCCAGCUUGCUCAAUGCAAUUAAGUAGGACUUUUGCUCCUCCUCCUCCAGAGCAGCACUAAAUGGGAAGUUUACCUUCUGCCUAACUUUGGCAUGGCCUUUCAUAUCUCUUUUAGCGGGUUGAUGCGACAUUAUUUUUUAAAUUAUGGUGAUUAUUAAUAAACACCAGCAUCCUGAUUCAUCUGCAGAAACCCUCAGAAUUCCACAUCAGAUUUCUUCCAUCAUCUCAAAUCAAUUUUCAAACUGUUGCAAGCAAUUUGGAGAGUCCUGGGAAGUUGAUUUAACACUUAGCAGGGGUUGCAGGGCCAGCUCAGAGCACUUUGUUGUCUGAGGCAGAACAGCAAACAGUGUCCUGCCUUCCAGUUCAAAGUGCAUAGUAUCCAAAGCCAGUCAAGUUAUUUUGGCACCUAAGGCAGAAAAUUCGCUGUACAGCUCAGUUGGUUAGAGCAUGAUGCUGAUAAAUCCAACGUCGCAGGUUUGAUCAUUGUUCUACUUUUGAACUCCUAGAUUUUUACACAUUGGACGGUAAACAUUGCAGGUGCCGUGAGGGAACUAGGGUGUUGUGGUCUGAAGUUUAUACCAUGAAUCCAUUGCUGAGGUUUGUCUGCCACAUUCAAUAUGUGAAGCUCUUUGGAACAGCCUGGAACUUUUAUUGAAUCCAAGCUUUUUAAGUGAAUCCCUAGCCUUCAUGAAUGCAGACUGGAUGUUGUAUUGGCAAAGAUUGUUCCAUAAUGCAGAACAGAUCAGCCAUCCCUGGGGCUGUAUGGGAAUUCCAGCUGCUAGUCAUAUUCUCACAAUUUAGCAAUAGUUGCACUAAACCUCAUUGAGGUUUCUGGUUAAUCUAAGGUUCUUCCGAAAUGUGAUCUAGGCAUUCGAGUGCAAACACGAUUUGUUAUACAAAUAUUAAUAUGCUUACAAAAGCAGUGGUUGUUUGUGCCAGUGCUUCAGUCAAUUGUGACUGCAUAUGAAAUUUAUUAUGAGACUUUAGCAUAGAGGGGGGAGAAAGCAUGCUACAGUGGCGCCUCGCAAGACGAAAAUAAUCCGUUCCGCGAGUCUCUUCGUCUAGCAGUUUUUUCGUCUUGCGAAGCAACCCUAUUAGCGGCUUAGCGGAUU